Molecule: messenger RNA, 390 nt
Organism: Arctia plantaginis
Lineage: Eukaryota; Metazoa; Arthropoda; Insecta; Lepidoptera; Erebidae
Source: the annotation of a GenBank genome assembly
AUGACAACUCCUGCUCCAGAUGCUGAUAACUUUGAUCAGUUUGAUGAAGAAGAAACCGAACAACAAUUGGGAGCGACUGCAUCGGGACGCAAAAGGCUUUUCAGUAAAGAAUUAAGAUGUAUGAUGUACGGGUUUGGCGAUGAUCAAAAUCCGUACACAGAAAGUGUAGACUUUUUGGAGGAUUUAGUUAUUGAAUUUAUUACGGAAACUACACACAGAGCAAUGGAGGUCGGGCGCACUGGGCGAGUCCAAGUAGAAGACAUCAUAUUUUUAGUUAGAAAAGAUCAGCGUAAAUAUGCUCGUGUUAAAGAUCUACUGACAAUGAAUGAAGAACUUAAGAAAGCAAGGAAAGCUUUUGAUGAAGUUAAAUAUGUUGAAGACCAGCAAUAA